This is a messenger RNA of Ruditapes philippinarum (Manila clam), 738 nucleotides long. RefSeq lists its product as uncharacterized. The annotation marks the transcript as partial. The record is from RefSeq and is a predicted model, not a curated record. Lineage: Eukaryota; Metazoa; Mollusca; Bivalvia; Venerida; Veneridae. The transcript is spliced from 5 exons.
AUGGAUCCUAAUAUUUUUAGUCAAUCUUUCCAAUCAAGAACACGUAAUGAUAGGGUUGAAAAGAUAUCUCGCUAUAAUCGAAGAUUUACUAACAAAUUAGAAAAACUGACGGAGCAAGCGCAACCACGCAAGGUAACACAUAAAAGACAUCCGACAAGUUCUAAUGAUGAUGAGGAUGAGGAGGAUGAUAAUUAUGUUGUUGAUGACGACGACGAUAAUGAUAAGCAGCAAUCUUACCAAUCUAGAACACGUAAUGAUAGGGUUGAAAAAAUAUCUCGCUUUAAUCGAAGAUUUACCAACAAAUUUGAAAAACUCGCGGAGCAAGCGCAGCCACGCAAGGUAACACACAAAAGACAUCCGACAAGCUCUAAUGAUGAUGAUGAUGAGGAUGAUAAUUUUGUUGUUGAUGACGACGACGAUAAUGAUAAGCAGCAAUCUUUCCAAUCAAGAACACGUAAUGAUAGGGUUGAAAAGAUAUCUCGCUAUAAUCGAAGAUUUACUAACAAAUUAGAAAAACUGACGGAGCAAGCGCAACCACGCAAGGCAACACAUAAAAGACAUCCGACAAGUUCUUAUGAUGAUGAGGAUGAUGAUGAGGAUGAUAAUUAUGUUGUUGUUGGUGACGACGACGAUAAUGAUAAGCAGGGUUUUGAGUACAUGGCCUUAGCGGACGAAACAGAAAUGAUUAAUGAAACAGAAAUGAUAAAUGAUAUAUUCAAAGAUAGCUCAGAAGAAACG